AUGUGUACCACAGAUAUCCCCGUAACUCAAACAGCUGCACGAGUCCAGAACCCUGGACCAGAAGCUCGAAUUGUCAUUCAGAACGAGCAGGCUGUUCCUCAGAUAACAGAAAACCAAAUCCUUGUGAAACUAGUAGUCGCUGGUUUAUGUCACUCUGACCUCAAUCGCGUUUAUGGCACGUUGCCAUUGAUCUCAGAGAUAGUUGGCCAUGAGGGAGUUGGUAUAGUGGUGAAAGCUGGGUCUGCAGCCACCUCCCAUAUGAUCAAUAAGAGAGUCGGACUAGGAUGGUUAAGUCGCCCUUGCAUGGAGUGCGAGAUUUGCGACGUUGAGUAUACAUCGUGCCCCAAGCAACAAAACCUGGGCAGGGAUCUUGCUGGCACUUUCCAACAGUACAUAGCCGUUGACGCUGACUUCGUUCAUCCACUGCCUGACAACUUGCCGAGUGAGAUCGCUGCACCUCUACUCUGUGCUGGUAUCUCUAUGUACUCUGCUAUCAGGAAAUGCAAUUUGCAGACUGGCAACUGGCUGUUGAUCCCUGGUGCAGGCGGUGGACUGGGACAUCUUGGAGUGCAGAUUGCAAGAGCUCAAGGCUACCGAGUCAUUGCGGUCGAUACUGGCGAAGAUAAGAGGAGGAUUUGUCUCGAGUUUGGGGCUGUUCACUUUAUCGACUACUUGACCGAAGAUGUGCCAGGAGAAGUCACAAGACUCACAUCUCUAGGCGUCCAUGGUGUUAUCUGUACAGCAGGAUCCAUCACUGCCUAUCAACAAGCAGCUCAAUGCGUACGGAACGCAGGGACCACAGUUUGUAUUGGCGUCAACCCGCAAAAUCUCCCUAUUUCUCCACUAGACAUGGUUCGCCGAGGCCUUAGGCUUAUUGGAAGUGCUGUUGGCACGCUUCCUGAAAUGCAAGAGCUUUUUCAACUUGCAACUCGGGGAGAAGUAAAGCCACUUAUUACGCUGGUUCCGUUCGACCAGAUUGAUACAAUGGCAAAGAAACUUGAGAAAGGACAAGUGAACGGCAGAAUAGUGAUGGAAAUGCCACAGUAG
Fusarium oxysporum Fo47 is the source of this 1047-nucleotide messenger RNA. RefSeq names its product zinc-dependent alcohol dehydrogenase. Lineage: Eukaryota; Fungi; Ascomycota; Sordariomycetes; Hypocreales; Nectriaceae. The transcript has 11 exons. Gene Ontology annotation, molecular function: oxidoreductase activity; zinc ion binding. Bases 1 to 1047 code for a protein of 348 amino acids. The record is from RefSeq and is a predicted model, not a curated record.